AUGAGUUGGCAAAAAGAAGCAGGUCAGAGUGAAGCUCAGGAGGAGGUGACGGAACUGGUUUGUCAGGAGGCUGAUCUUCAAGAUGGACAAAUGAGAGAAUUCCUUGUGGGGGAUCAGAAGGUGCUGUUGGUCCGCACCCAGGGUCUGUUCAGUGCUGUUGGGGGAAAGUGCUCUCAUUACAACGCUCCCCUGAGUAAAGGUGCCCUGGUUGGUGAGAGGGUGAGGUGUCCCUUUCACGGUGCCUGCUUCAAUGUGAGGACUGGCGAUAUUGAGGAGUAUCCAGGCCUGGACUCUCUACCCUGUUACAAGGUGAAGGUUGAAGAUGGCAAGGUUUAUGUUUCCAUCGACAAAAAGUCUAUGCAGUCAAGCAGGCGAGUGAAGGAGAUGUGCACCAUCCAGCCAGACGUCAAGCACACCGUCCUGCUGGUCGGAGGCGGCCCCGCGUCGUUGGUUUGUGCUGAGACACUUCGACAAAACUGCUACGAGGGACGAAUUAUCAUCAUAACCAAAGACAGCCUGGCCCCCUUUGACAAGACAAAGCUGAGUAAGGCUAUGCACGUGGACAGCAGCGACAUUCUCCUCAGGACCAGUGAUUUUUAUCAGCAGUACGGGAUAGAAGUGUGGACUCAGAAGGAGGUGGGAAACAAAACUGCGAAGCCCUGUGAUGUGCUUCUGAGGUUAUCUGGGCUUUUCCCUGAGAGCGCUGGUGUGUGUGUGUGUGUCGUGGUGCAGGUGGUGUCUGUGAGCACGGCUGACAAGCUGGUGAAGAUCAGCGAUGGCACCUCACAGCGUUAUGACCAGCUCCUCAUCUCAACAGGCUGCAGAGCGCGGCCACUCAGCUGUCCUGGUUCAGACUUGAAGGGAGUGCAGCUGCUACAGACCUACGAGGAUGCUAAAGAGAUUCACACCUCCUCCCAGGGAAAGAAAGCCGUCGUCAUUGGAGCAUCCUUCAUAGGUAUGGAGGUGGCAUCAUACCUGUCAGACAAAGCUGCCAGUGUUGCUUUGGUUGGCAACACCACGUACCCAUAUGAGAGGUCUCUGGGACCUGAAAUUGGCAAGAUGAGCAUGCAAAUGUUGGAAGAAAAAAAUGUCAAAUUCCACAUGAACGACGAAGUGACUGAAAUCAGAGGAGAGAACGGAAAGGUGAAGGAGGUGGUCCUGAAGAGUGGCACAAUCCUGGAAGCUGAUGUGGUGGUUGCGGGAAUUGGUGUCAUACCCAAUUCCGACUUUUUAGCAGGAAGUGAGGUAGCAGUGGACUCAAAGAAGGCCGUUAUCGUUGACAAGUUCUUGAGGACCAACAUCGCGGACAUUUUCAGUGCAGGAGAUGUCACCUCCUUCCCUCUGAGCAUUCGUGGUGGCCAGCAGGUCAACAUCGGUCACUGGCAGAUGUCACAAGCUCAUGGACGAGUUGCGGCUCUAAACAUGUUGAAGAAACAAGUCGCAGUUGAGUCUGUUCCUUUCUUCUGGACCUCUCUGCUUGGAAAGAGCAUCAGAUACACAGGCUAUGCGGAGGGAUACACAGAAAUCAUAUACAAAGGCAAAGUGGAAGAAAGAAAAUUUCUGGCUUUCUACAUAAAGGAUGAGGCGGUCUUGGCUGUGGCCAGCUUGAUGUUUGAUCCAGCUGUGGCUCAGGUGGCUGAGCUGAUGGCGAAGAAGAAAGUCCUGACAAAGGCCCAGGCUCAAGCUGAUGACCUGAGCUGGCUGCAGAUGUGA
This is a messenger RNA of Menidia menidia (Atlantic silverside), 1713 nucleotides long. The record is from the annotation of a GenBank genome assembly. Lineage: Eukaryota; Metazoa; Chordata; Actinopteri; Atheriniformes; Atherinopsidae.